UUGCUAGCUGGGGCAUUAUUGAUGGCGCAUAUUGAGAUAUGGAAAGAGGUCAGACCCAUCCCUGGAUUACUGGCCUCACCCAAGAGGUGCCAGCUUCUAGGAUUUAGCCCAGAAAAGGCCAUUUUUUCAGUUCCCCUCUCCCCAAAAAUUUCUUUUUCAAGCGUAUCCAAGCCAGGUCAUAAAUGGAAUUAAAACAACAAUAAAAGGGGGAGAAUUGAAAUGGCAGGGGUGUGAAACCUGGGAUAGCAGCUAUCCUAAAAUUGCAGAUUUGGUCCAAGUAAGAAUUCCUUUGAUCCCAGAAGAAAUGGGUCAGGGGGCUAGGUUAGGCUCCCCUGUAAGAAAUCAACUGUUGAAAGCAUCGCAGGCACAAAAUGAGCCGAGUUUGUUGGCUGCAUGCAGCUUGAUGAGGGCAUCAGAGUUACUGGGUGGUGCAUUCUGCACAUGCUUAGGAGCCCUCUGCACGAGGGCCCGUGGGGUCCGGCCCAUCCCUGCCUUGAUUUCAGCCUGGGGAACUGGCUGGCAAUGGGAAGGCUGCCGGAGCACCGGGAUAUUGUUACCCUGCUUCAAAAAUAGCCUCCAGAAACCUGACCCCGUCUGCUCCGGAAUUGAGGAAUUCAGCUGUCCGUCCUUGGAGGUGCUGGGGACGGGGUGGGAGAAUCCAGUCAGCUCCAGGGAAGGACGUUUCGGGGGGCAUCUGGUUGGCAGCCCCUGCUGGCUUCAGGGGUGGCAUCUGUCGCAAAGCGCUUUCUUUCCGGAUCUGGACGAGGGAAACCACUAGGACCGAAGAGAGCAUGGCGGGUUUCUAUGGCUGGCAGGAUCUGGGUUUUUGCGUGGUUCUGGGUCCCCAUGGCGACCGUCUUAUGGAGUGUUCUGACUCACAAAUGCCACUUGGAUUGUGGCGGGGGAGGAAGGCAGCGCUCUGGCCCCACCGAGUUGGCAGCUGGCGGAGAGACUCUUGACUGACUCUUCCCUGGGUCUGAAGGCUUCCAAGAAUGCUCCGGUCCUCAUCUAAACUUCCUGCCUUCUCUUGGUUGCGCCCAUAAAGGCUCUUCCCUGGCACUAGCCAAAUUGGCACUGACUUCUGAAGACGAACGAUGGCCACCUAUGCCGGCAAGCAGGGCAAGAGGCAGGACGAGAGCAGCCUGGGCAGCUUGGUGGACCUGGUGCUGGCCAACGCCCGGGUGGUGCUGGGGGUCAGCGGUGCGGCUGUGUUGGCCCUGGCAACGCUUGCGGUCAAGAGGUUCAUUGACCGAGCCACCAGCCCGCCGGGCGAUGACGACGACAUAAAAGCCAAGCAGAAGUCCCUGGAGGAGAGCUGGCAAGAGCUAAGCCUGAUCAAGGGGGUGUCCAAAGCGCGACGACAAGAUCUGGAGGAGCCCCUGCUGUCCCCCGUCAUAGCUGCACCUGCGCAAGACUCUAAAGAUCUUAUCCUGUCCUCGGGGGUCUCCUUGGGGCAGUCCAAGUCCCUGCUCUGCCUCACCCUUCAGGAGAAGCUUCUCUCGUUCUACAGGGAUCACAUCUACGUCUCCGAGACGGAAAAGGCUGUUGGGAAGCAGCUGGCCGAAGACAUCCGGGUGGAGCUGCAGACCUUCCUGAAAAACAAAUCUUUGGACCUGCCCUUCGGGAAUAUUUCCCUGAGCGGCUACCUUUGUGACGACCUUGUUGGCCAACACCAACUAGAGGUGGUCUUCAACCUUCCCUUGGUCCUAGAAGACCAUCUUUGGCACUUCAUCCGUGGGGAAGAGACGCUCGUGGAUAACUCGUGGUACGGGAUGAUCAAACGGCGUAGUCUGGAGUAUUUCACACGGGGGAGUAGCCCUUGGGACAAGUUCAUUGUAGGUGGGUACUUAUCGUCCAAUUCCAUCAACGACGCCCUCCUGAAGACUUUGGUGGCCUCCGUCAACUGGCCAGUCAUUGGCAGCCUGCUGGAAUGCAUCAUCCGGCCUUCCAUGGCUCCCAGGGAGCUCAAGCUGGAAGUCAGACACGAACAGGUCCUCCUGGACAUAACCCUCUGCCCGAUAGUGGAAACGGAAGGCAAGAUUUUCCUCGCCACAUUCUCUGGAGAACCUGUGGAGAACCUCUGGCAGCAGAGUUUUUACACGGCGGAGGUUUCCAAGCUGAAAGAGCUGGAUGCCGGAGACGGAGGCAUCCGGCAGUGUUGCCUCCUCAUCUUGAAGGCCACUUUCGAAAAACACCCUUUCUGGAGCAAAAUAACCGGCAGUGACUUGACACACGUUAUCCUCCACCUGAGCCAAACGGAGCCGGACUGGUCAGAGGCCAUGCUGGCUGUCAGGCUCCAGCAGGUCUUGGAGGAGCUGGUCCAGUACCUGGCCAAAGGUUCCCUCCCUUGCUUUUUCGACGACGGGAUUGACCUCUUGAGCCAUCUACUCCCAGAGGAGAUUGACGAGAUCGGCUGCACCUUGUACGAGGCUUUAGCCGCGCCCAAUCUUGCGGAUGGGUUGGGUUUGUAAAGUGGUCAGAGUCCUGGCUUUUCGGAUGGAGAAGACUUGAAAGGGAUCCUUUCACCCCCCCAUCCCCCCAAUUGCAAUUCUUUUGCACCGAAUGAAAUGAAAGUAUUAGCUCUUGAAGUAAAAUGGCCCUUGAUUGUAAGCCCUUUGUACUCGCUCUCUUACCGGAUUCUUUUGCCAUUCAGAGCGGAUGUCCUCCUCCGGGGAGCGUGCCCUUUCUCCGUAGGGCAGGAUUGGAGGGCUGAGGGGGCAGAGGGUAGCUGAUCCCCCUUCCCUCCUCUCAGAUUUCCCCAUUGCUUGAAUUCCGAAAUCUUGUGGCUGUGCACCUCUGAACGCAAUGCCCUCUCCGGGGAUCUGAGUGGUGGCUGCGGAGGUCUCUCUGCUUGGCAGUGAGAUGAUUCUUCUGAUUUUUACGAAUAAAUAAAUCAAUAAAGCAAGCAAGCAAACGAGCUCAGGUCGCUUCUGAGCACCCAGGAACCAA
This is a messenger RNA of Pantherophis guttatus, 2949 nucleotides long. It is a transcript of the gene MIEF2, whose product is annotated as mitochondrial elongation factor 2. The record is from RefSeq and is a predicted model, not a curated record. NCBI's taxonomy places the organism in Eukaryota, Metazoa, Chordata, Lepidosauria, Squamata, Colubridae. Gene Ontology annotation, biological process: mitochondrion organization; positive regulation of mitochondrial fission. Gene Ontology annotation, cellular component: mitochondrial outer membrane.